Messenger RNA from Megalopta genalis, 2558 nucleotides. RefSeq names its product vacuolar protein sorting 51 (gene Vps51). The record is from RefSeq and is a predicted model, not a curated record. Gene Ontology annotation, biological process: Golgi organization; endocytic recycling; lysosomal transport. Gene Ontology annotation, cellular component: EARP complex; membrane; GARP complex. NCBI's taxonomy places the organism in Eukaryota, Metazoa, Arthropoda, Insecta, Hymenoptera, Halictidae.
CACCCUCAAGUUGGCAGUCCACUGACUAACCUAACGUUACAUGAAGGGUAAACUGACUGACUGACUCACUGACUGUCAAAGUUGGUUAAAGUCAGUCAAAGAAGCCCAGCUGUGACAAGAAAAAUACUCAAGAUGGCAGAAAAUUCUAGCAAUCCGUAUGACAUUAAUGGACAGCACUUUAAUCCCGAUAUGUACUUCCAAAAAAUGUUGAAAGAAUGUACAUUGAAACAAAUUAUGGAUCAUGAGUCGGAAAUCAUAAGAAACACACAAACAUUGCACUCGGAUAUGCAGACACUCGUAUAUGAGAAUUAUAAUAAAUUUAUAUCUGCCACAGACACUAUUAGAAAGAUGAAGACUGAUUUCAAAGAAAUGGAAGAGAGCAUGGAUAUGCUAGCAAAAAAUAUGGACAGUAUCACAUCUUUUUCGGAACAAAUUUCAUCAACUCUUCAAGGCACUAGACAGCAAAUUGCCAAAUUAUCUUCCGUUCAUGCCCUCUUAAAAAAGUUACAAUUCCUCUUUAAUUUGCCUGGCAAUUUGAAAGAUGACAUGAAUGAAGAAAAUUACGAUCAGGCGGUACAGGAUUACAUCCAUGCACAGCGCGUAUUAAAUCAGUAUGGUAACUUACCUUCUUUUCAAGGAAUACAAAAAGAUUGUGAAGAUAUUUUAGAAGAGCUCAAGUCAAGAUUGAGAAAUCAAUUUUACAAGAGAAAUGCGUCGACGAAGGCUUUAGCGGAGAACGUAAAUCUUCUGUUGCAAUUAAAGGAACCAGCUGAUUCCCUAUGCACUGAAUUUUUAAUGCAUGCAGAUGAAAGAUUGACACAGCAAUUAGACAAUCUAAAAGAUAUGUACGAGAAUGAUAUUACAGAGUUUGUAGACAUGGCUAGUUCUGGAUUCCUCAGUGAUCUGUGCCUUGUUGUUGGAUCCUACAAUGAUCUCUUCGUGUACAGACUACCGUCCGAGGACAAUGAGCUUUCAGACGACUUUGAAAUAAAAGCUAUCGCGCAUCUGAAUAAUUUCAUUAUGAAAAACAUGAUGAAGUAUUUUGAUCUAAUCGGUAAAAGAGUAGAACACGUGUCUGACACAGCAGUUCUAGUUAAAGCCUUGGAUAAAUUUCACAGAAGACUGCAAGCUGUGAAUAUGCUGUGCAAAGAAACAGAUUUUGCAAGGAUAGGAACAGAUAUCGUGGUUAGUGCAGGUAGAAGACAAUGUCGCAAUCAUCUAGACAAUUUGAAGCAACAUUUGUGCGAGGGACUUGGUAAAGUAAGGCAAACAGUAGCAACUAAAGUCUCCCAGGACGAAGAUGGUAAUCUGGCUGAGCUACAGGCCUUGCUUGUUAUGCCCACCAUAGAAAAAGUCAAAGGAGUUUUACAAGACUUAUUGGUGUUUCUGCAACCAGACUUGUCCUUCAGCUCCAAAACGCAGUUCCUCCACAACUUCUGCGUGGACGAGGUCAGGGAAAGCUUAAUAGUAGGAUUUCUACACCAUUUAAUGGCGACAGCAAGUGGAUUCUGUGCUGGUUCCGACGUUCCCAAAUGUCCACCCACCCUUCUACUUCUAUUGAGUAAAAUGUGUGUCGAAUACAAAGAAAAUAACGUGAAAUACUUGCUCUCUACAACCGAUGAUCUGUUCAACAUUGACCAAUACACUUGUUCUGGAAACAUAAUUACAACAGACUCAGAAUUAUGCGAGAAGUUCCAGGAAGCUGCACAAAACUUAUUGAACCAUUACGUUCGCAUUCAAGGAUUGGCGGUGUCGCGACUGAUAAGGAAGUCGGUGGAAACCAGAGAUUGGUUGCACACUAUCGAGCCAAGAACUGUAAGACCCGUGAUGAAGAGGAUAGUGGAGGAUGUGACGGUAAUCGACUCUCAGGUUGCCGUUUUGUACGACGACCAGGAUGGUCAAGUCGACAGGAGCAGCGACAGCAGCAGAAAAGCACAUAGCGUGAGCGUGUCGAGACGUCAUUAUAGGACCAGUUUAUCAUCCUACACGCCCAGCCACAUAGACUCUUCGUUGGCCAGCAAUAUUCAUAAAUUGUUCUCCGAACGGAUCGAGAUCUUCUCGUCGGUCCAGUUCAACAAGACCUCCAUUCUCACCGGGAUCAUCAAGAUCAGUUUAAAGACAUUCCUAGAAUGCGUCAGAUUACGGACGUUCAGCAAGUACGGGCUGCAACAGAUCCAGGUCGAUACCCAUUACCUACAACAGUACUUGUGGAGAUUUGUCUUCGACGAGGACGUGAUGCACCGGUUGCUGGGCGAGAUACUGGGAAGUGCAAUGCACAGAUGUUUGGAUCCUGUAUUAAUGGAUCCUAAUGUCGUCGAAGUUAUUUGCGAAAGAGGAUGAAUAGCCAAGAGGACAGUACUAUAAGCGUCGAGAGCUCAAUUGUCGCUCCACUGUACAUUCUUUUCUAGUAUCGUAUUGUUCUUUGUUAUUUAUAGAAAUAAGCGAAUACUAUCACACGAUUAUCAACCAUAUACAUUAUUCUUGUACAUAUUUCGUACGUGGAAAUUUCACGGGGAACGCUGUACAUUCCACGAAUAAAUCUAAUGGCGAACCAUGAA